Messenger RNA from Rhizopus microsporus ATCC 52813, 1521 nucleotides. Its product is annotated as Dbl homology domain-containing protein. Lineage: Eukaryota; Fungi; Mucoromycota; Mucoromycetes; Mucorales; Rhizopodaceae. Bases 1 to 1521 code for a protein of 506 amino acids. Gene Ontology annotation, molecular function: guanyl-nucleotide exchange factor activity. The record is from RefSeq and is a predicted model, not a curated record. The transcript is spliced from 6 exons.
AUGAGUUUUUCUAGUUUGGAGGAAAGGCCAAAUACGGCAAGUAAUCUCUGGAGACAACCAUCAAUGCGGUCGGCUACUAGCAGCAUCAUAACAUCGAGUAGUGGAGGAGAAGAUAGUUUUCAGUCAUUGGAAACAUUGUCUACAGAUUUAACACUUCCAUACAGCCAAUCCAUUGAUCAGCUUUCUAUUCUUCAAGAUGGCUCUGCUCAUUAUUAUCAAUUAAUAGAUGAUUUAGCCAUUAUUGAUGAUCUUUACCAAUCCUUCCAACCUGACGAGAUAGAAGAGGAUAUCUAUGAGCGACAAGUAGCAGAUGUAGCCAGAAACGUAGCACAGAAAAAACAUGAUGUAGAUCAGAUAUACCAAUUAGAGAGCCAAUUCGUUCAGGAUCUCACCGCGUUUCAUCAAGUCUACCUAGUUCACUUACAGCGAUGGAUUCAUGAACCCAGCAAUACUGAUCUCUUCAAUAAGAAUACAUGUCAUCGAGCAGUACUUACAAAUCUAUUUGACCAUGUCUUAAAAUUACUCAGUGUGCAUCAACACUUUUUAAACAAUUGCAAAGAGAGACUCGACAUGUGGGGCCCAACUCAAUUCAUAUCUGACAUCUUUGGUAGCCUGUAUGAAAAAAUACCAGUGUAUGAACCUUAUCUGGAACUUAUUCCUAAUGUGGUUGUAUCACUUGACGCGCUCUAUUCAAAAUCAUCUUCCUUUCUCAAAUUUCUCGAAUCAUGUGCAGCCAAAACGGACAACCAAGUGAAAGAUAUUAUAUAUUAUAUAAAACGACCUAUUCAACGACUCUCGAUGUAUGUUUCCACUCUAUCACACAUCAUUUCUGUUACCGAGCCAUCGCACCCAGAUUACAAAGCCUUGAUCCGCAUUCGGGACAAGUUCAAUGCUCAAGACAAACAGUGGAGAACCUUAAUCAAGGAUAGGCUGGCACAUAUCCGGGCAUUGGAGGCUGCGAGAUCAAUGAUUGGCAGCCCGGUCUCGGUCUCGGUCACGCGACGACUUUAUAUCACCGGCUUAUUGACCAAAGUGGAUCUAUCGGAUGCUCAAUCGAUGAGUGACACAAGAACAUAUUUACUUUACAGUGAUUACUUCAUCUAUGGUCAAAAGAUCAAACCAAACAUAGGCAAGAAACCUCAACCACAAAAGCUUCAAUACAAAGGCGUCAUCAAUCUGAGAAAUGCUGAGCUUAAACCACUGUCUGAGCAGAUCGUCGCCAAGGUAUCUGAAAGUAAAAAAACGUCUGUUCUGACGGCUGCUUUCAAACGUAAUAAGCAGACCGAGCCACAGCCCAUAGUCUAUGUGUAUGGAUUCCAAUUGAAAAUCGAUCAAGCACUGUCUGAUAAUGCGGCAGGAACCAUUCUUCCUGGCGCUGUAUUAUCUAAUGGUAUUAACACACCUCAUAUAUCAACAUCAAAACAGCAACUUAUCUUUCGCACGGCUACAGAAGCAGAACAGAAUGCUUGGAUGUCCAUGUUAAAAAAAGCAAUCAGCAAUGUAUCCGUUAAAAAAUCAUAA